CCGCUCGGCUGCGGCGGCGCUGAGGGAGUCGCUGACGCGGAGAUUGACGGCCCUGCGGAGGUGCUGAGGGGUUUCUCUGCAUACCCUGGCUGUCCUGGAACUCACUCUGUAGACCAGGCUGUCCUCAAACAUGGAGAUGCACCUGCUUCUGCCCAUGCUAGGAUGAAAGGACCAGAGUGAAGGCAGCAGGAAAUACUCAGCAACAAUGUCUUCAGAGUUGGAGACCUCAGAAGGGGUAGAUGAGUCAGAGAAGAACUCCAUGGCCCCGGAAAAGGAAAACCAUACCAAAAUGGCAGACCUUUCUGAGCUCCUGAAGGAAGGGACCAAGGAAUCACAUGACCGGGCAGAAAAUACCCAGUUUGUCAAAGACUUCUUGAAAGGAAACAUUAAGAAGGAGCUAUUUAAGCUGGCCACUACUGCACUUUACUUCACAUACUCUGCCCUUGAGGAGGAAAUGGACCGCAACAAAGACCACCCAGCCUUCGCUCCCUUGUAUUUCCCCAUGGAGCUACACCGCAAGGAAGCGCUGAUCAAGGACAUGGAGUAUUUCUUUGGUGAAAACUGGGAGGAGCAGGUCAAGUGCUCUGAAGCUGCCCAGAAGUAUGUAGAUCGGAUUCACUAUGUGGGGCAGAAUGAGCCAGAGCUGCUGGUGGCCCAUGCUUACACUCGUUAUAUGGGAGAUCUUUCGGGAGGCCAGGUGCUAAAGAAGGUGGCCCAGCGGGCACUGAAACUCCCCAGCACUGGGGAAGGGACCCAGUUCUACCUGUUUGAGCAUGUGGACAAUGCCCAGCAAUUCAAGCAGUUCUACCGAGCCAGAAUGAAUGCCCUGGACCUGAGUUUGAAGACCAAAGAGAAGAUUGUGGAGGAAGCCAACAAAGCCUUUGAAUAUAAUAUGCAGAUAUUCAAUGAACUGGACCAGGCUGGCUCCAUUUUGGCAAGAGAAACCCUGGAGGACGGACUCCCCAUACAUGAUGGGAAGGGAGAUGUACGUAAAUGCCCCUUUUAUGCUGCUCAGCCAGACAAAGGUUCCCUGGAAGGCAGCAACUGCCCCGUCCGGACAGCUAUGGCUAUGCUGAGGAAGCCUAGCCUUCAGCUUAUUCUAGCUGCUACUGUGGCCGUGGCUGCUGCACUCUUUGCCUGGUACUACAUGUGAAGGACCUGUCAUGUUGCAUCUUACCCCAAGUGACCUGCUCCACCCCAUCUCCACCUUUGACUAAAACUACCACCUCAGGUGACUUUUUUAAUGCUGGGUUUGAGAAAACAAGCAACCAAUAAAAGCCAGACGCUAGAGCCUCUGCCUAACAGCCAUCUUCUCUGCCAGCCAAGUGCACACCAGGCACAGGCUAUCAAUCAUUCUAGUGCCAGUGCAAGACAGCCUUGGACCUCUGAUCUGGCAGUGCUCCAGGACUUUUGCCACUUAAGAGGCCUGGGUACAUUCUCUUCAUUCCUACCAAUACUUGUAGUCAUUGUCUUGCUGGGAGUGAGCUGCCCACACACCUAGGCUUUGUGGGAAAGGGUCAUGCUGGCUGAUGAUGGUUCAGUUUUCUAAGCUCCAGGGAAUCUUUUGGGGUGGAAGCUCUCCUCCAAAGCCUAUCCUGCUCAACCAGGAUGUCCCUAAGAAGUCUAUUAGCAUGAGCUAUUGCCACUGUUUGACUGGUGUACUUGCCACAGUGCACCAGACACCACAUACUUCCCUCCCUCCUGUGACAGGAUAGAGGCCUUCAGAAACAGUGGCAUGUUGCAUACAAAUGGACAUCUUCUUUGACGACAGUCCUCACCUGCCUUCUGACACUCCUGACCAAUUCCUAGCACCUUUUCCCGUGUAUUCAUGCUAAACACCAUAAAGAUCCUUAAUUAUG
Messenger RNA from Psammomys obesus (fat sand rat), 1859 nucleotides. It is a transcript of the gene Hmox2, whose product is annotated as heme oxygenase 2. The record is from RefSeq and is a predicted model, not a curated record. Gene Ontology annotation, molecular function: heme oxygenase (decyclizing) activity; heme binding. The transcript has 7 exons. Bases 206 to 1153 code for a protein of 315 amino acids. Lineage: Eukaryota; Metazoa; Chordata; Mammalia; Rodentia; Muridae. Gene Ontology annotation, biological process: heme catabolic process; response to oxidative stress; heme oxidation.